UGUUUAGGCGAUGAUUAAUUCAGCGCUCUAGUGGAGUGCAUCGAAAUUAGAUCGAAACUGCUCUGAUUCUAGGCACUCGAUAGGCGUCGUCGUCGGACGAUCAUCUCCGGAGUAAAUGCAGGGUCAUUUGGGAUGCAACGAUACUGGGACUAAUUAGUAAGUGCUGGGAAUUGUUCGGAACAGCUGGGUUUGUGCACUUAAAUAGGCAUCUCCAGCGGGGAGAUGUGGUCAGUUUAAGUUUGGUGGUCGGCGUCGGUUGGAUCAGUUCCCGGUUUGUGUUUUGAGCUGUGUUGCGGAGAGAAUUUUGUGAUUAGAGCUCCUAAAGUUUGGGACAAAACAAAAAGAAAAUGAAUUCCAAGCAAGUGUUGUUGGGCUUCGGACUGUUGCUGGUGGUCGGAUUCGUCAGCGUUCAAGGAGCAGUGAUUCGCGAAAAAAGACAACUGAAUUCUCUGCUGACUGUGAGUGGAGAGGCAAACGCUAGGAUUGAAAAUGGAACCAUCUUCUGUGACACCCUGAAGUGCCCAGAGGAGUCAUUCAAGUGCAUCAUCGUCAAGAAUAACACCAAGGACAACGUCAACCAGAUCGAGGUGACCCGCGAGUGCCUGGACCCGGCCGGUAAACCGACGGCCAAGACGAUCGAACGCGAACCGAACCAAUUCCCGGGGGCGCACUUCGAGAGCUAUGCGGAGAUCGACAAGAACGGCAAUGUUGCCUCGUUCGACAAUCGGGGCAAUUCCUACAACCAUUCCGGCAGCGGAGAUUUGCACUCGUACCUGUACAAGCAAAUUGACGAACUGCACAAGCAGAUCCUGGAUCAGCUGCAGGGUCAAACGGCUGCUUACCGGAUUCCGUGAAGAAGUCGAACGAUUUAAAUUUGGUGCGAUCGAAUUAGAUAAGCAAUACUUUACUUCAUGGUUAGGAGCUAGGUUACAAUUCGAUGAGAGCCAAAUUCUGAUUUUAGUAAGAACUAUCCAAUUGUUUUGAUGCGUGUGAACUAUCUACUAACGAACGAGAGCGGAGCGCGGGAACUUUUCACACGGUUUCAAGAUAUCGAUCGCAUGUAGGAAAUGUAACUAAAUAUAUAUUUUUUCUUCGAGUGUGAGACAAUAGGCGUUGUGUUGAUUCAUCUUUUGGAAGCGUUGCAAAUGUUGAUUGAUGGCUUAGUAGUGUUUUCUCAUAAUUGGAUUUGUUCGCAUUAACAGUCACUCUCGAAUCACGUGGAUCGGUUGAAGAUUUACGUAAUGUGAUAUGUAGAUAAAUAAAUCUUUGAUAACAUGACAUU
This is a messenger RNA of Ochlerotatus camptorhynchus, 1282 nucleotides long. RefSeq lists its product as uncharacterized. The record is from RefSeq and is a predicted model, not a curated record. The coding region runs from base 348 to 854 and encodes 168 amino acids. The transcript has 2 exons. Lineage: Eukaryota; Metazoa; Arthropoda; Insecta; Diptera; Culicidae.